Molecule: messenger RNA, 1776 nt
Organism: Lodderomyces pseudojiufengensis
Lineage: Eukaryota; Fungi; Ascomycota; Pichiomycetes; Serinales; Debaryomycetaceae
Exons: 1
Coding region: 1-1776 (591 amino acids)
Source: RefSeq, a predicted model, not a curated record
AUGAAUUUUAAACUAUCAAUACGACGAAUCAAUCCAAAAUUUUUCAUCUGCAAAAGAUGUAUAUCAAGCACAACUUUAUUAUAUGACAAAAGAACAAAUUCAAAUACAAUAUCACAAUUAUCAAAUUUACAAAAGGGAAAUGAAAUAAUUAAACAUAUUAAAGAUUCAUAUACUCAAGGAAAUAUUACUUUCCUUGAAGAUUAUACAAAAUCGAACAAAGAGGAUCUACCGUCAAAAUUUUUAAGAAAGAAAGUUCCAAUUGAUUAUCUUUUAAAAGAUUUAAUUGAAAUUAUGAUAAAGGGAGAUAUAAGUUUAAUAACAAAUAAUAUUCAAACAUUAAAAGAAGAGAAACUUUGGCCUAAAAGAUACAUUAUAUCAACUGAAAUCAAUCAAAUACGACGAGAUUUUUUACAUUAUUUAAUUAAUUAUAAUCAUUUAUCAUUAGCAACAUCUUUGUUAUUACAAUUUCAACAAAAUCAUUUGAGUUAUCAUAAAUCAGAUAUAACAUUAUUAAUAAAUGCUAUAAAAAAUAGUUCAAUACGAGAUUUUCCAAUUAAUUCAUAUUGUAUAUUACAGAUUAUUCAGCAUUUUAAUCUUACUACAAUGGAAUUAUAUAAAUGUUUCCAAUAUUUAACAUCAAUUCAAAUUGGUAAUUAUUAUUCAAAUUAUUUAUUUUUUAAAUUACAUAGAGAGAAUAUGUUGGUUGAGUUUAAUUCAAAACAAUUUAAUAAAAUUUUAAUUUCAUUAUUAAAUUUAAAUUUGGAGAAUCAAGAUAUUAUAAAGUCAUUACAAAUUUGGAAAAUUUCUAAACCUUUGAUUCAAAAUUUAAACCAGUCUCAAAUUAAAGAACUUACGAAUUUAAUAGUCACCAUUUUCAAACUUUAUCAUGAUCAACCUAAGAUAGAAUCGGAAAUUGAAAAUUUACCAAAUUUCAUAAAACAAACAUCUGAAUUUUUGAAUUAUGACUUAGAUUAUUAUUCAAACCAUUCACCAACAAGUUUUAAAAAUUUAAUAAAAAAUUUAUCAAGUCCAUUAAAAAGAUCAACAUUAACUUCAUUAUUAAAAGGAUUUAUUAAAAUUGAAGAUGAAAUAAAUGCUGAAAAAAUUAUAGAAACCAUUUUCCAAACUUCAAAUUUAAAUCAAGAUGAAUUAAAUAUAAUAGUUGAAAAAUUACUAGCGGAAAAUAAAUUGAAUGAAGCAUUAUCAAUGAUUAGAAGAAUGAGUUUAGAAAUUAGUAAAAAAUCAUAUUUAACCAUAUUUAAAAAAUUUGAAACCUUUGAAGACAAUGAUCAAAAAAUAUAUGAUUUUUAUAAAGAAUUAUAUUUAAAAUUUAUGAAAUUGGAUCCAGGAGAUGAAGUAUUAAAAGAAUUUACAGUCUCAAUAAUUGAAAAAUUAUCCAAGAUUGAUAAUAAACAAGCAACAAGAUAUUUAAUUAAAUUUAUGAAACUUACAGAUUUUCAAAACUAUCAAAUUAAUAAAAUUGAAAAUUUUAUAAAUUUUCAAAAAUAUAAUAUGUUAAAUGAAUUUAAAAAUUUAAUUUCAUUAGAUCAUUUUGCAAUUGUUUCAUGUCUUAAAAUUAUAUCAAAACAGGCAGUAUCGCAAAAAGAUUAUAUAAUUUUAAAUUGGGUCAUUAAUGAAUUUAGAAAAUUAGGUUGGGAAAUUUCAACAAUUGUGGAAUAUUUAUUGUAUUUUGAUUCAAAUAAUAAUUUACGUAAAAUGAUGAAAAAGAGAGCUUUUAUAGAUGUUGAUAGUAAAAAUGCAGACGAUUUAGGUUAG